Molecule: messenger RNA, 249 nt
Organism: Puccinia triticina
Lineage: Eukaryota; Fungi; Basidiomycota; Pucciniomycetes; Pucciniales; Pucciniaceae
Exons: 2
Coding region: 1-249 (82 amino acids)
Source: RefSeq, a predicted model, not a curated record
AUGCUUGAUGAUAAAGCAAACCAGGUUGACAGAAACAGGAUUGGAGGCCAACCCUAUCUUGUAACGUCAAAUCAAAACGAUCGACGUCCAUUAAUCGGCCCAGUCAAUCCUCAAACCACAGGCUCAUUUGCGAACACAAAUCACAACAACCAACAGCCCAGCACUCGAUUUGUCUUCCAAUCAAACAAUCAUCCGCUCGCGGCAACCGGGCCGUAUGCUCAUCUUCAACCUCAAGCCAACAGUAUGUAA